Corythoichthys intestinalis (scribbled pipefish) is the source of this 2854-nucleotide messenger RNA. RefSeq names its product polyadenylate-binding protein 1-like. Lineage: Eukaryota; Metazoa; Chordata; Actinopteri; Syngnathiformes; Syngnathidae. The record is from RefSeq and is a predicted model, not a curated record. The transcript is spliced from 15 exons. Gene Ontology annotation, cellular component: cytosol; ribonucleoprotein complex; nucleus. Gene Ontology annotation, molecular function: poly(A) binding; poly(U) RNA binding; mRNA 3'-UTR binding. The coding region runs from base 792 to 2510 and encodes 572 amino acids.
UUGUAUAACCUUAACGUGUGUAUUUUAUUCCCCCUUGACCCCAGGAAUGUAUGCGUUUCUCGUAUGACUUGAGAGGUAGGUGUGCUUUGAAACUGGCACUUAUAUUAUUUUUGCUUAGGAAUUAGCUUGAACCAGGUGAAGCAUUUGCGCCGUCCUUUUUGAAAGUUAAAGUUGAUGUUAAUUCGCAAAGUAAUUCGGUAUGAAGCAGAGUUUUGGACCAUUUUAGUCGACACAAAUUAGUGCUGGUUUCUUCUCGUGGUGGGUCAAUUAAAACAUGGGGGGGGGGGUAUGCAGGAUUUGAAACAUUUUGCAGGUGGCAACCCUGAGUACGUACAUUAUUUGGUUAUGUGCUUUUGUGUGACACCAAUUAAAAAUGUUACUUCAACUUAUUUGUGCUUCACGUGUCUUGUAUUUUGUUGUUGUUGUUGACACCCGAUACUACAAUGAUACGAAUUUAGUUUGGGAUUAACCUAUCCUGGUUCUUUAAUAAAAUACUGUAAAGUUAGUAAAACUGAUCAAACUUAUUAGUGCUGCAACGAUUAAUCGAUUAACUCGAGUAUUUGAUUAGAAAAUAUUCAAAUUAAAUUUUAUUGCUUCGAGUAUUCGUUUACAGUGGCGUUGUAAUGGGUGGUUACACUCCCCUCUGGUCUGCCUCAUUUCACAUGGCUGAAUCCAACUGCUCCCUUUUAAGACCAACAUAAGAUAAGUUUCUGUUUGAGGUGUCACUACAGUUGUAAAAGUUACUGUCGACGUCACACGCCGAACGCUGAGCCGAACACGCGCUGGACACUAUGAACUUUGACCUGAUCAAGGGGCAGCCCAUGCGAAUCAUGUGGUGGCAGCGGGACCCUUCGCUAAGGAAGAGCGGUGUGGGGAACGUCUUCAUCAAGAACCUGGACCGAUCCAUUGACAACAAUGUACUGUACGACAUCUUCUCUUUCUUCGGUAACAUCCUGUCUGGAAAGGUGGUUUGUGACGAGAAUGGCUCAAAAGGCUACGGCUUUGUACACUUCGAGACUCAGGAGGCAGCCGAGAGAGCCAUCGUGGAGAUGAACGGCAAGCUUCUCAAAGAUCGAAAAGUAUUUGUGGGCCACUUCAAAUCCCGCAAAGAGCGCGAGGCUGAACUGGCGGUCCGGGCUAAGGAGUUUACUAACGUUUACGUGAAAAACUUUGGUGAAGACGUGGACGACAACAUGUUAAGGGAGAUCUUCAGAACGUUCGGAAACACCACCAGCGUCCGGGUCAUGAUGGACGAAGAUGGCUCAUGUCGAGGCUUUGGUUUCGUCAGUUUCGCCAGGCAUGAAGAUGCCCAAAAGGCAGUGGAUGAAAUGAACGGGAAGGAGUUCCAUGGCAGGAUGAUGUACGUCAGCCGUGCCCAGAAGAAGGUGGAGCGGCAGGCCGAGCUCAAGCGGAAAUUUGAGCAGAUGAAGCAAGAUCGCAUCUCACGCAACCAGGGCGUGAACUUGUACGUGAAGAACCUUGACGACGGGAUUGACGACGACUGCCUGCGCAAAGAAUUUGAGCCCUUCGGCAUCAUAACCAGCGCCAAGGUGAUGACACAGGGCGGGCGUAGCAAAGGCUUCGGGUUUGUCUGCUUCUCGUCUCCCGAUGAGGCAGGCAAAGCGGUAGCGGAGAUGAACGGGCGCAUCGUGGCCACCAAGCCUCUAUACGUGGCGCUGGCACAGAGGAAGGAAGAGCGCCAGGCAUACCUGACCCGCCAGUACAUCCAACGGAUGACCAACACACGUCCCGUGCCCAAUCAGGUCAUCAACCCCUACCAGGCGGCGCCGCCCCCGGCCUACUUUAUAGCGCCUGUGCCGCAAGCGCAGAACCGCACUGCCGCGUUCUUCCCAGCGGCCGCGCAGGUGGCACAAAUGUGUCCAGGACCUCGCUGGGCCAGCGGAGACUACCCGAACCUGCCUACAACCCUGCGGAAUUCGAGUACUAGCCCACCUGUGCGGUCCUCCUCCCAGGGUCCCCGUGGGAUAUCCGGUCAGCGCGUGGCCCCUCAGACACUAAGCCCCCGACCAGGGACCCCACUCACCCCUGUGGUGGGAAGUCCUCAGUACAAGUACGCUACGGGAAUCCGCAGCCCCACAAACCACGUUCAGGCUACACAGCCUACCGGUCACACUCCCAAGCCUCUAACGGCCUCCAUGUUGGCUUCGGCUCCUCCACUGGAGCAGAAGCAGAUGCUAGAAAAAUACCAUCCAAAUAAGCGUUAUCUCCUUCCAUUCGAGGUGAGUGUUUGUUCCCGCUCAUCCAGAGCAUGCAUCAAGACCUGGCGGGGAAGAUCACCGGCAUGUUGCUGGAGAUCGACAACUCUGAGCUGCUCCACAUGUUGGAGUCCCCGGAGUCACUUAGCUCAAAAGUGGAUGAGGCGGUGGCUGUGCUUCAAGCCCAUCAGGCCAAAGAAUCGACCCAGAAAACCUACUGAUGCUCCUCAAACUCGACCCAAGAAUGAGGGCGUCGUGGAGAGAGGAUGCACCGAUUGGAAGGGAGGAAUUUGAGCAUAACACGCGAGAAAACAAAACAUAAAGUGAAAAUCAGAAUACAAAAUAAACAAAAAUCUUAAUAUGACUUAACAGCAAAAAAAAAAAAAAGAAAUCUGAAUAGAAUUAAACGCCAAAAACUCUGAAUAAAAGUAAGCCAUAAACAACGAAAUAAAAUACAAGCAAAAUGACCAUAAAAUAAAAAUAUUACUAACCAAAUUAAAGUGACAAAAUUUAAAUAUUUUUCUAUGAUAGGGUUUUGAAAUAAGUCUUCUCUGCCAUUUUAUAUACAUUUGUAUUCAUUUGAAAAAAAUGUUUGAACUCUGUUAAGACAGCCUGAUUUUUUUUUCUAUUUGUUUAUU